Corvus hawaiiensis (hawaiian crow) is the source of this 5392-nucleotide messenger RNA. RefSeq names its product diphthamide biosynthesis 3 (gene DPH3). Gene Ontology annotation, molecular function: metal ion binding. The record is from RefSeq and is a predicted model, not a curated record. The coding region runs from base 1 to 309 and encodes 102 amino acids. The transcript is spliced from 3 exons. Gene Ontology annotation, biological process: protein histidyl modification to diphthamide. Lineage: Eukaryota; Metazoa; Chordata; Aves; Passeriformes; Corvidae.
AUGGCCGUGUUCCACGAUGAGGUGGAGAUCGAGGACUUCGAGUACGACGAGGAGACCGGGACCUACAGCUACCCGUGCCCCUGCGGGGACCGAUUUCUCAUCACGCGGGAGGACCUGGAGAACGGGGAGGACGUGGCCACCUGCCCCAGCUGCUCCCUGAUCCUGCGCGUCAUUUACGACCAGAGGAAUCAACAGCAAACUGCCCUGAAGAAAUGGCUCUUGCCAGUGUCUGGGAGCUUGCUAUGGCAGCCAGGGAUCCGUCAGCUGGACUGCGUGAGCUCAGGAAGCACCAGUGCUCAGCCAGACUAAGUGGUCUUCCAGGCUCUGUGGUUUGUUGACUGAUUUGUAGGCGAAGGCAGCUCUUGGCACCACAGAUGGUAAGUUUUUGAUGAGUAUGACACACAGAGAAGCUAGGUAAGACAACAAAAAGCCAGGAGUUUAUAAGACAACUUGUCCAAUGAGAAAUUUCCUUCAAGACUUAUUUUUUAAUUGACGUGAUGGGUUUUAUGUGUCUGCCCGCUUGAAAUAUUUUGACUAUUAAACUCUGUUCACUGCUGGGCUCUUGAUUUCUAAGCAGGCAAAUUGUGUGCUAAUAAGAGGGAAAGCAGAAGAGGGUGACAGUAAUGCAAUGACCUGUUGUCUCUGUAGGGCUGUUUUGCAUCAAACAUUUUGGUUUGGCUAUAGCUUUUGACCACUUUUGGUUUGCAGAGUAAUCCCAAACUAGAUGUAUAAAGGGUGAUUGACAGAAGCAGCCUUCCAAUGGCUUGUACUCAGAUAUAAAUAUCUGAUGUUCUCCAUCUUGAACUCCUGAUACAUCAAAGUAUCAGUUGAUUUUCUUUCAGAGCUGCAAUUAAAUUUUUUGUGUAAUUAUUACAUUAAAUGAUAAAAAAGAGGCUGUAAAAACCCCCAGUUUUCACCUAAUAGCAUAUUAAGAAGUGAAUAAAAAAUACCGUGAAAAAUACAAUACUAAAGGAUGUAAUCCUUUAAAGCUCAUUUAUGCCUGUAACAAUGUAAGUGACAUUAUUAGAUUAUUUGUUACCAGUCUGUAAGACUGAGGGACUAAUAAAUGCGAGAGCAAUCUUUUGAGUAAUUGCACAAAAUAAGUUAGAUAUUUUAAAAUAUAUUUGGUGGUUUUAUAUUAUGCAUAUUUUAAAAAAGUUGAUUACUUUCACCUUUUUCUCAAUUCGUAACACAAAAUUACCAUUGGUAUAAAUAAAUAUCACGAUAGUAUUACCAAAGGUCAUGGAUUCUAGGAAAGGUCACUGUACAGCUACUUAGAAACUGAAUAAUGCAUUCAGCCCUUACUUAGGCUGGUCUACCUGUAACUUAGGUUCAAGCUAAGAAGAACCUUGCAAACAAUCCUGGCACCUGUAUCUGUUCUGUGUCAUGAAAAUUAUGCUGCAGCUUUCCAGCCUACUCAGCAGAAAUUUAUAGAACAUUUAUUAUUAAUAUUAGAGUUAACAUCUUAAAAAUAUUAUAGAGACACUUCUGAAAAUUUAAAUUCUUAUUCCUUUGGGACCAGAUCAUGCUGUAACACAGCAUCCUACACAGUGGGGUCUCUCAGUUUGUGAACAAAGAAGCUGUCUUGGAAAAGUGUGCUGUUGGAUUUAACUCAUUUGAGGAAACUGCAGAUGGUAGCAAGUUUGUUCUUGGCUGUCACCUCUGUGCCUGAAGCCAGAUCUUGGGGGAAUUGGAAGAGCUGGGCACUGGGGUUGGGCUCCUGGAAGGGAUUUUAGCCUGGGGAACCUUUGGGAUUAUUUUCCUUCCACUUAACUCCAGUUUAAAAUUUAUAUAUGACAUCUAAAUUAAUCAUCAAGAAUCCCUCCCUAAUCAGCAGAGAAAGCAAGCAUUUCUAGAUAGUGAUUUACUCAUAUUGGUUGAGUACUUGCCAUUGGUUACCUCUGGAAGUGUUCUCUGCUCACCAGUAAAAGAAACUUAGACAACUACCUCAGUUGUGACUACUGUUCAGGCGGCCCCAUUUAGCAGAGGUGAAUCCUGUUCCAUGUGUCUAAAGCAUAAUAAUCCCCAAGAGUGCUAGCUAAUUAAAAAAAAAAAAAAUUAAAAUUAGCAGCUAGAAAGAUAGCAAAACUACUAUGGCUGCUCUCUCAAGUCAUGUAGCCAGAUUGUUUUUCCAAAACAUCCUUCCAAACCACCUGGUGAAUAAGCAGCUGUGAGCUGCCUGAAGAGUAUGCCAGAGUUCAUGCUUUCCAGGGACUCUACAUUUGGAGUCCUUAUUCAGACCUUUCUAAUGAAACCAGUGGAAAUUAUGGCAAAGGUCUGCAAAAUCAAGCCCCCUCUAAGAUGCUGGCAGGGGCAAGUCCUCCUGUACAUUUCUGUAAGACUGUCAGGUGAUGGCUAAAUGAGGGUAUUGUCACUGGAUGCUUUCCGACUGGGUUUUUUGCAGACUAGCUGUGCUGCAGCAUGAGGAAAACAAGGCAUUAAGAAAUCAUAACACAAUGAAGGAAAUAAAAAUACAUUUUUCUGUUCACUGAUACACUUUAUUCAGGGCAGACACUUGCAGUUUGCAUAGCUUAAAAACAUGGACUUAAAAACAUGUUACCUAUUUGCAAAACACUUCUUUUUACUCUCUUCCAAUAUGUUUGCAGUUUGAAUCAAACUGCUGGAGAUAAAAUGAGAUAGUCAGAAUCUGAAAGCUCUCACUCACAUGUCACCUUCCAGCUGUUAUGGAAACCCAGGCUGUUACUGUUCUUGUCUUAGAUCCCUGAAUAUAGCUCCAUUCCUUCCUGAGGAGAUCAGUAAUGGAAGCUAUUGCAUUUUAAUCAGCAGACAGUAUUACAGCUCAAUGAACAUCUCCAAGGAAGGACCUGGAAGCACUUACACGUGGACUGAGAGAUACCCUCAACAUUUCUGUGCUACAGGAUUUAGCAUGAAGGUUGAUAAACCUUCUUUCCCCAUUUAGACUUCAGGUUAACACAUGGAGAGAAAUGCUGCUAUUGUUUCUCUGUGUCAGUGAUGGCGCCUCACCUAACAGGACAAACCCCAAUGGCCAGCCCCAGGGCCAACACUGACUGCGUCAACUGGGGCUCGGUUUAAAAGUACUUUGAAUAAUAUUUCAAGUCUUCAUUUUCUUCCAUUUACCAUGAGCUGGGAGAGGAAUAAACCAGGCUGUUUAGUAAGGGCUGUCACUGAACGGUGACCUGCUCUUGAAUCUGACCUUUUAGCUCAGCUUCAUGGGUGGGUUUGGCUCAAAGCACUCACUGUGCCUGAGUUGCACAAUUCAAAGAAACAGGUGGAGUUACACUCUAAGAUAUUUAUUCGUGUUAUGCUGGAAUUCCUUUGCUCUUGCCUGAGGCUCUGCUUCAGAGGCCAUCAAAGUUUAAACUGCUUCAUUCUUGCAUGAAACAUUUUGUCCUUACAGUUUUCUCCUGUCACUGGGAAUUAGUGGAACCUGAAAUGUUGACCUUGUCUAAAUACAGAACUGAAAGUAAUUCCAUGUUUUGUGGUGCUCAAAACAUCAUUGUCUGCUAGUAUUGCAUGAAAGUUGGGUAAAAAUGAGGAAAACAUAUCAGCAUCCUUAGCUGCCACUCUUUGUUGAGCCCAGUUCCAUGAGGAGAAGAGUUUAGAUGAUGGAUCUAACCACAGGGGCAAAGUCUAAAUGACCACAAUGAGGAAACAGUAUUGGUACAAGCAACCAAUUCAUUUAAAAGGCGUAUAGGAGAAAAACUAGGCAAAACAGGGAUAGAUGCUUUGCCUUUGGUUUUUUAAAUUUGUGUGUACUAAGUUAUGUUUAUAUUAGAGGGAAGUGUGCUCCACAAUCCAUGUCCCCUGGCUGCCUUAGUACGGAGACCUCCUAGACCACAUUGUAGCUCCCUUCUGGCCCAUGCUCUGGAAUUUAGUUCCCUUGGAAACCAAACACACAUUUACUCUGUUACUAAGUGAAACAAGUGUAUUAACAAUUAUUUUCUAAAUGGUACUGCAUCAUAUAUUUUCAUUUUAGUUUUUGAAGAGGUAUUAGGUAACAUAUUUUUCUAUUGUACAUAUAUCUACAGCAAACCUUACUUUCUAGGCUUUUAUCAUUAUGUUAAAAAGUAGUAUAAAUGAAGAUGUCAAUGUCUCUGAAAUUUAAUUCCAAACAUUUCCCCUCUAAAAAAUAUUUUCAUUCUUCGUGAUAAAUAUCACUUGUGUUCAAUUACCAUAUUUGUAUACACAUUUUUUUAACAUUUACCUAAAUUCUGAAGGAUUAUAUUCCCAGUGCAGUGUCCAAAAUAUAAUAAAUAAUACAUAAUAAAAAAAUCUGGCAUACUUAUAAUUUAAAAUAAAGGAAUCACGUGUCAUUAACAAAAGCAUUUUACUCAGCUUUUAUGCAAUUAAAAAAUUCUCUUUUCUCACCCUAGAUUUGGGCAAUGGUCAGGGAUCACUUGGUGUUCUGGAAGAGGUUUCUACCAUCCUCUCAGCUGAAAAUUAAAGCAAUUUCCAGAAUGUCACCGGGAAUUUUAAAUGACACAGCAGAAGCAGUAAUAGAUUCUGAUGCUAUUAAAGAAAGCAUAAGUGGUAAUCAAGAUGAUUGGAGUGAUGCCUGAACACAGUGUAGAAUCUGUAGCACUCAAAGCAGGCAGACAGCUAGACACUGGGAGAUGUUUUGGACAACACAACACAGAAUGCUCUUUGUGUCUUCUGUUGUAACCAAUUUUAUAUGCUUGGUACGAAUUUAUUAUGAUUUACUGAGAGCAGGUGACUGGAAGGCUCUGAGCAGAAUAUUCUGUUACUCCUUCCUUUCUCUAAAGUCUAAACAAUGUGCUGUACAUUUAAAAAACCUCACAAUUUUCUGUCUCUUGAAAAGAAUUCAAAACCUAAGAGAGUUUCACUAAUGAUGUCAUUCUCCUUUAAUAUAUACAUAGGACUAUAACUGAUUUACACUAUAAAUCAGAUGUGGUGCUGAUGUGGGAAGACUCCCAAAUCUUUGUUCUGUCUUAGCAGGCUCUUGGAAAGUGUUGUCAUCACUGAUUUUAUCUUCAAAAUGGACAGUACCUUAAUGAGAUACUGAAGUGGAAGUUUGCUUGGCUAGUGCAUACUGUGUGAGACCAUUCUUGUUACUUAACCUCAUCUCUCAUUCACUCCUUUGAAAGACAGCAGGUCAGCAGCAAUGGAGGCUCUACAGAAGAAGCUUCUUUAGAAAAUUUGGUCUUUUCAGGAUCAUCUUGAAGACCCACGACAGCAAGAAUCUACACAAUCUUCUUGGCUAAAACUGACAGCUUGAAAGACUUAACUCAAGGUGCAAGCAAAUGGAAGCAAACCAAUAUUUUUUUCCUAGGUAGCCAGUGUUGAAACUGUUUCCCUUCACUUGCUGUUUUCAGCCAGUACUUCUGUUACUGUAACAAUAAUAGUAAUAAUAAUAAUAGUAAUAAGCUCAUCCCAUGGCUUUACAAGAGCA